AUGAUAGUAGUUGUAGCUCAUCUUCCUGUUAUAGAACUACUACUCACUUCAUAUUUCAAUCAAAAUUUACCUCUUCAGCGGAAAGUGAAAAGUAUAAAUCUAAAUACAUCGAAAGUAGACAAACAAUUCGUUCAUUUCUCUACUUCAAAUCUAAAUUAUCCUAUAGUUACUGAUUCAGUAUUUAACUUAUCCGCAAAAACUGCUUGUAUUAUUCAUUUAUUCGAAACCUGCCAAGGAUCAGGUUCUCAAACAGAAGGAAAACUUUCUUUUUCAAAAGAUAGAUACAUGAAUACAUGGGUUUAUUCACCAUUAUUAACAGAAAAAUUUUCAACCUGUAAAUCAGUCGAAAUAGACAAUAAUAUUACAAUAGAUGACUCAUUAUUCAGACAAGGUCAAGGAAACUUCCACAUUCUUAAUUUCAAAAACACUUCAAUUCAAAUGUUGAAAAAAUCUCCUUAUCACAAGAUCUCUCGCAUUCACGAUUAUUACAACUACGUUUCUAAUGUCAAACCAAAUAAAUUACAGCUAAAAUCUAGAUACUCAAUGCUUUUACACUUUACAAAAGGUUUAGUUUAUUCAUUCUUGUUUUUAGUUGAUUGUUUUACAAAUUGUCCGAUGUUUAGAGAUACAGGUGUAUCAGAAAACCAUGAAGUUUGUCAAUUUGGUGACUUAAGAUUUAGAAUUUAUUUUAUUAAUAGCUCAUCACUUACAGGAAUUGGAUAUAAGGAUGGUAAUGUAAUAAAAGGUAGUUUAGGAAGAAUAACAAAUGGAAUUCAAGGUCUUUCUUCGAUGUAUCACGAUUACGACCUUUAUCAAAUAAUUUAUGCCUUAAGAAUAGGAAUAUUUGUACUUGUGUUCGAAGCUUUGAUUUCUAUUGAUGAUGAAAAGAAAAGACUUAAUUCUACAAUAGAUUUCAUCACAGCUUUGUAUACUUUUAAAUGUCUGGCAUUUAAUUCGAAGUAUUUUAAUCAAGUCCAUUGUCAGAUAUAUUUGGUCUUUUAUUUCAUUUAUUUGUUCAAAUUUAGAAAUUAA
Molecule: messenger RNA, 1032 nt
Organism: Trichomonas vaginalis G3
Lineage: Eukaryota; Parabasalia; Trichomonadida; Trichomonadidae
Exons: 1
Coding region: 1-1032 (343 amino acids)
Source: RefSeq, a predicted model, not a curated record